Oncorhynchus tshawytscha (Chinook salmon) is the source of this 3503-nucleotide messenger RNA. RefSeq names its product nuclear receptor-binding protein 2. The transcript is spliced from 17 exons. Gene Ontology annotation, biological process: endoplasmic reticulum to Golgi vesicle-mediated transport; protein phosphorylation; intracellular signal transduction. Gene Ontology annotation, molecular function: ATP binding; protein serine/threonine kinase activity. Lineage: Eukaryota; Metazoa; Chordata; Actinopteri; Salmoniformes; Salmonidae. Gene Ontology annotation, cellular component: cytoplasm; endomembrane system. The record is from RefSeq and is a predicted model, not a curated record. Bases 445 to 1962 code for a protein of 505 amino acids.
UAGUGUCUAGCUUCACAUAGGUGAAGCAAAUGAACCAACAACACCGACAUGACGCAUGGUGGUGAUAUAUGUAUAAAAAACAAAUACUUCAUACCGUAAAUGGUAAAAGUAAAUAACGAAACAAAAGGAGGUAUCGGAAAACAACUUCGUCUUUCCCAUACAGGCUUUUUCCAUACGAGUGGUUUUGCUCUUCAUCUGUGAAUACGGAUAGUAGGGGCAACAUUUCGCAAUCUAUUUUGCAUACAGUUGAGUGCGCGCACUAGACUGGAACCUUUUUCCUUGUUUAACGUAGUAACAUGAACAUUACAUCAUUUAUUUAAGCUUUUUAUUUUAACUUUAUACGGCGUACAUUUCUAAGGUGUUUUGUGAAACCUUUAUUCGCGCGCGACGUCUGCGCUAUAUUCGAGUGAAACCAACGGGGAUUAACAUAAAACACGGAAUACAAUGACUAUGUCAGUCCCGGAGAGGAAUUCAGGGUCCGAGGGGAAGGAGGAGGAGAGUGAAGAUGAGAGCGAAAUCCUCGAAGAAAGCCCAUGCGGUCGCUGGCAAAAGCGAAAGGAGCAGAUCAGUCAAGGUAAUGUCCCUGGUGUUGAGAGUGCGUCGCUGGCCAUGGACACAGAGGAGGGAGUCGAGGUGGUGUGGAAUGAGGUGCUUUUCAAUGACAGGAAGGUCUUCAAGGCACAGGAGGAGAAGAUUAAAGAGAUGUUUGAGAACCUGAUGCAGGUUGAGCACCCAAACAUAGUCAAAUUCCAUAAGUACUGGCUGGACAUGAAAGAGAGCCGAGCUCGGGUCAUCUUUAUCACAGAGUACAUGUCCUCAGGCAGCCUCAAGCAGUUUCUCAAGAAAACCAAGAAAAACCAUAAGACCAUGAACGUCAAGGCUUGGAAGCGAUGGUGUACCCAAAUUCUCUCUGCCCUCAGUUACCUGCACUCCUGUGAACCGCCCAUUAUCCAUGGCAACCUGACCUGUGACACCAUCUUUAUCCAACACAAUGGCCUCAUCAAGAUUGGCUCAGUAUGGCACCGGCUGUUUGUGAAUGUGUUUCCGGAGGCCAGUGUUCAUGGUAAAGUCCGCCCCAACCGAGACGAACAGAGGAACCUGCACUUCUUCUCUCCUGAAUAUGGCUUGGCUGAGGAUGACUAUGCUAUUGACAUCUUCUCCUUCGGGAUCUGUGCUCUGGAGAUGGCUGUCCUGGAAAUACAGGCUAAUGGAGAUGCUGUUGUGUCCAAGGAGGCCAUCACCAACGCAGGCCAGUCUCUGGAGGAUCCCCUCAUGAGAGAGUUUACUCAGUCGUGUGUGCGUCACGAGGCCAAGCAGCGUCCCACAGCCCACGACCUGCUCUUCCACCGCGUGCUGUUUGAGGUUCACUCCCUCAAGCUACUGGCUGCCCACUGCCUCAUCAGCAACCAGUACCUGCUGCCAGAGAACUGUGUGGAGGAGAAGACCAAGUCCUUUGACCCCAACGGUCUCAUGGCAGAAAUCAAACAUGGCAACCGGCCUGGCGUUCAGCUCAAGUAUUCCCAUGUGUCUCCUUUGGAGCUGGACAAGUUCCUGGAGGACGUCAAGAAUGGGAUAUACCCCCUCAUGAACUUUGCGUCGUCGCGGCCACACCCCGUCCCCCGUGCCCUAUCCCUGUCCCACGAACAGGUGGAGACGGCGAAGUCCCCCACCCCUGAGCCCCAAGAGACAGAGAGCAGAAAGGUGAUUCAGAUGCACUGUAACUUGGAGUCAAAUGAAGAAGGGACCAAAACUCAUCUCUCUCUGUUUCUUAAGAUGGACGACAAGCUCCAUCGACAACUUAGCUGUGACAUCCUUCCGACUGACAGCUCCAAAGACCUUGCCAAUGAACUUGUUCACUACGCCUUCAUAAGUGAGGAGGACUGUGGGAAGCUGGCAGGAUUCCUUGAGGACGCGCUCACCAGACACAAGGGCAAAGCGCUGGCCUCUGGGAUCACACAGUGAGAAGGGGCCUCUCCGGAAGCUGGCCCACAGAGAGGGGCCUCGAGCAUUGACCACUCAAACAGAGCAAGACAGGGGCUAGAAGGCAGGAUGACUCAGCCAGGAUCAGAGGGACUGGCUCCAGUGAGGGUUUGAAGGGUUGAGCCUGAUGAGUGGUGAUUGGGACUGGGCCUGAUGAUUGGUGGAUCAUCCCAAAGAGGGCUAGGAAAGGCCAGGACUGAGAGGGACUGAAAGCAUCUCCGGUUGGAUGACUCAGAGGCAUCAUGACUUGUCAAAUCCAUUUGAAUUCAAUCACUUUUUGACAACACCCCUUUUGAUUUGAACUAAAUCUGCCAUACAUAUUUGCCCAUUGUAGAAGUGCUCCGAAAGUGACAUUCAAGUGAUAAAAGUGCUUUGACUGAUUUUGCAAACUCCACCAUACCAUGAGACAUCCAUGUCUUCAUCACUGGAAAAUAUAAUCAGUUGAGAUGUAUAUCAUUUAAAUGCAUACAAACAGGGUUGUCAAAUAUUUUAUAAUGUCUGGCAAAAAUAUAAAAACAUUAUACAAAUGUUUUAUUUUUUACCUUUAACAUCAAUUAUCUUUUCACAUAUGUUGUAACUUAGACCCUAUUUUACAUCAUCUAAGGUUUUGUGUUAUGCCCGCCAUUGGUUGAGACACAACAUGCUCUUGAAUAAAUCAAAAUCAUAUACACAUAAGUAGCAGAUGUUAUUGCGGGUGUAGUGAAAUGCUUGUGUUCCUAGCUCCAACAGUGCAGUAGUAUCUAACAAUUCACAACAAUGCACACAAAUCUAAAAGUAAAAGAAUUGAAUUAAGUAAUAUAUAAAUAUUAGGAUGAGCAAUGUCGGAGUGGCAUUAACUAAAAUACAGUAGAAUGGAAUAUAUACAUAUGUAAACAUGAUUAAAGUGACUAGUGUGCCAUUAUUAAAGUGACCAGUGAUGUCAUGUCUAUGUACAUAGGGCAGCAGCCUCUAAGGUACAGGGUGAUUGUCAUGUUUUGGCAGAAAAAUGUACUAAAAUGGGAAUAAAAUGAAAAUGUCAAUUUUCAAAUGGUACCACAAAGAUCAUCAGAGAAUGUUGACUUGAAUGGGAAUAUUUGUUGUUUUAAAUCUUUCUGAAAAUCUGUUCUUUCUGACCACUUCUUCCAUGGGCAAACAUGUAUGGAAAGUUUUGUUUAAAUCAAGAGAUGCUGUCAAAAAGUGAUUGAAUUCAAAUGGAUUUACCCGGCUGUGUUCAGCUAUCCCACAAUGCAGUGGAAGAUUGAUAAGUCCCCUGCCUAAAAGGGCUGUAAUGCCUUAAGAUGUAAUCAUCCAUAAUGACACUACUAUACUGUACUGCCAGUAGAGAUGUUUCCAAUGAUGAAUGGAUGUAGUGCAUUCAAGACAAACCAAUAAAACAGCUAUGUUUUUAUGUUAUUUUACAGUCUUCUAAUUAAGAGUUGAUAACUCCAGAAAUGUACACUUGGAAGUUGUUUUUGGAAAAUAAUCUAUAAAACUUUUUUUUUUAAAUAAAUAGGCUCCCUAGUUUUAUAAGCCCAUGCAAUACC